Striga hermonthica is the source of this 2421-nucleotide messenger RNA. The record is from the annotation of a GenBank genome assembly. NCBI's taxonomy places the organism in Eukaryota, Viridiplantae, Streptophyta, Magnoliopsida, Lamiales, Orobanchaceae.
AUGGAUGCCGCAAUGGCGGAGCCCGGCGAAAUCCUGCCGGAGCGCAACGUCGACAUGGCAGCGUUGUACGAUAUGCUGCGACGGAGCAAGGCCUCCUCGGAGGAAAUCGUUGCUAAAAUGCUGUCUCUCAAGAAAGAAGCUCAACCCAAAUCCCAGCUCCGGGAACUUGUCACUCAAGUUCUUCUCAAUUUUGUGAACCUCCGCCAGGCAAAUAGGUCUAUCUUGCUUGAAGAAGAUAGGGUGAAAGCUGAAACAGAACGAGCAAAAGCGCCUGUGGACCUGACGACCUUGCAGCUCCAUAACUUGAUGUAUGAGAAAAAUCACUAUGUCAAAGCAAUAAAAGCUUGCAAAGACUUCAAGACCAAAUAUCCUGACAUUGAACUUGUACCUGAGGAAGACUUCUUUAAAGACGUGACCGAAGAUAUCAAGAGCUCCACACUGUCAGCUGAUGUCGCACAUGAUUUGAUGCUUAAGAGGCUCAACUAUGAGCUGUAUCAGAGAAAAGAACUGUGCACACUUCGUGAGAAAUUGGAACAACAAAAGAAAGCUCUCCAAGAGACAAUUACCAACAGGAAGAAGUUCUUAUCAAGUCUGCCUUCACACCUCAAAGCUCUGAAGAAAGCAUCCUUGCCUGUCCAGCAUCAGUUAGGGGUUCUGCAUACCAAGAAACUAAAGCAGCGGCAACUAGCGGAGCUGCUUCCACCUCCUCUGUAUGUUGUCUACUCUCAGUUGCUUGCGCAAAAGGAAGCCUUUGGAGAGAACAUUGAGCUGGAGAUCACAGGAAGUGUGAAGGAUGCUCAGGCUUUUGCACGUCAGCUAGCCAACAAGGGCUCUGAUAUAGCAUCAAAUUUGGAAAACUCCAAGAUAGAGGAUGACAUGCCAGAUGAGGAAGAUGAUGGUCAAAGAAGGAGAAAACGAUCGAAGAAGGUUCCCAGCAAAGAGAGUCUUGAACAGGCUGGUAUAUGUCAAAGUCAUCCACUUAAACUUACCCUCCAUGUCUAUGAUGAUGAGGGUUCUGAAGUAAAUUCAACUAAACUCAUCACCUUGAAGUUUGAAUUCUUAGUAAAGUUGAACGUUGUGUGUGUUGGUGUGGAGGGUUCUGACGAAGCUUCUCAAGACGGUAUAUUGAGCAACUUAUUUCCGAAUGACACUGGCCUCGAGCUCCCUCAGCAGUUAGCAAAGCUCCGCAUUAAAGAUUCUCUUUCUUUUAAUGAAAAGAGAACUUCAAGACCAUACAAAUGGGCACAGCACUUGGCUGGCAUCGAUGUUUUGCCAGAGGUACCGCCACUGGUUUCGGCCACUGAGGAAUCAAAUAGUGCAACUGCUAAACCUGCUUCUUUUGCAUCGGGUCUGUCUCUAUACCGUCAGCAAAACAGGGUACGAACAGUUGUGCAAAGGAUUCGUGACCGGAUAAAGGCUCAGCUGGCUCUUGCGGAGUUACUUGACUCGCUAAGGAACCUUAAAUGGCCAACCUUGACCUGCGAGUCUGUCCCAUGGGCCUCAUACAAGCCCAAAUGCAACUUGUAUGCCUGGUGUAUUACUUCCACUGGCAACAGUACAUCUUUGCCCAUGGAUGAAACAGAGCAAGGUCCCAUACCAAUAGAUGCUGAUGGAAAAAUCGAGAUGUCCAACGAGGAUACGGAGCCCACAAAAGAAGAUGGCGAGCUCCCAUCUCUGGUUGCCGCCGCUGCUGGCGUAAAUGACAUUAAUCUCCUCACCCCCAGUAAAGGAUCUGAGCUCAUGCGCUCGGAAAGGUUGAGUUUGAUUUCCAAUAGCAUUAUAUCCCCACUUGCAAAAAAGUCACCCAGCUUCAAGAAACAGGAAGAAGAUGUUGAUUUCAUGCUGGACUCAGAAAACGAGCUGGAUGAGCAGGUUCAAGCGGAGGAAGCAUCUGAUGAUGCAUUUGGAAGGCAGGAAGUGAUUGACAAUUUAUGGGUUGACUAUGGGAUCCGAGAAUAUUGUCUUGUGCUGAUUCGGAAAUUGGAUAAUGAUGGAAGGAUCACAAAACUCGAAGCCAAGAUAAAAAUAAGCUUGGAGUAUCCCCUUAGGCCUCCCCAUUUUGGGUUGCGUCUGUACAGCUGUUUACGAGGGGAGAAUAGUUCUGGGGCAUUAUGUUCGGAGUUUUUGAAUGAACUUUGUGCAAUGGAGGCAGAGAUCAAUGUGCACCUUGUAAAGAUGAUGCCUUUCGCUCAAGAAAAUCUAUUGCUUGGUCAUCAAGUGCUUUGUCUCGCAAUGCUUUUCGACUUCUUGCUGGAGGAUGGGAACCUAUCGUCUUCCAAGUCGAGUUUUUCUUCAGUGAUUGAUAUUGGGCUUUGCAAGCCCGUGAGUGGUGGGCUUGUUACUCGGUCCUUUAGGGGUAGAGACCGAAGGAAAGUGAUUUCGUGGAAAGAGAAUAUUUGCAUGUCUGGCUAUCCUUCCUAG